Molecule: messenger RNA, 1620 nt
Organism: Colletotrichum chrysophilum
Lineage: Eukaryota; Fungi; Ascomycota; Sordariomycetes; Glomerellales; Glomerellaceae
Exons: 3
Coding region: 1-1620 (539 amino acids)
Biological process (GO): carbohydrate catabolic process
Molecular function (GO): calcium ion binding; alpha-amylase activity
Source: RefSeq, a predicted model, not a curated record
AUGCGCACCUCAACUUUGGCUUGGGCCGCCGUCACGGCCCUCAGCGCCCUCACCCGGGCUGCUGACGUCGACGAGUGGAAGUCCCGUUCCAUCUACCAGGUCAUGAUUGACCGUUACGCUCACGACGAUGGCUCUACCGACCAGACCUGCGAGCUUUACAAGUUCUGCGGUGGUACCUGGAAGGGUCUCAUGAACAAGCUUGACUACAUUCAGGACAUGGGCUUCACUGCCAUCCAGAUCAGCCCCAUCGUCCAGAACAUGGACGAGAACACCGCCGUCGGCGAGGCCUACCACGGCUACUGGUCCCUCGACAACUACGCCACCAACGACAAGUUCGGCACCCAGCAGGACUUUAAGGACCUCGUCAAGGCCAUCCACGACCGCGACAUGUACAUCAUGGUCGACGUCGUCGUCAACAACAUGGUCCAGAAGCUCGACUCCCUGCCCCCCAAGCUCGACUACUCAAAGUUCAACCCCUUCAACGACGAAAAGUACUUCCACCCUUACUGCAACGUCACCGACUGGACCAACAGCACCGACUACCAGGACUGCUGGCUCUACCCCUAUGGUGUCGCCCUUGCCGAUUUGGCCACCGAGUCCACCGCCGUCGUCACCGAGUUUGGCAAAUGGAUCAAGGAGCUCGUCUCCAACUACUCCAUUGACGGUCUCCGUAUCGACGCCGCCAAGCACGUCAACGAUGACUUCCUGCCCGGAUUCGUCAACGCCUCCGGUGUCUUCGCCUUCGGUGAGGUCCUGACCGGUAAGACUGAGGACUUCUGCCGCUACCAGACCAAGAACCUCCUCCCCGGCAUGCCCAACUACGUCGAGUACUACCCCCUCAGCACCGUCUUCUUCGGCGGCGACCUCAACGACCUUGCCCGUCUCCGUGGCGAGGCCCGCGACGGCUGCACCGACAUCUUCGCUCUCGGCUCCUUCACCGAGAACCACGACAUGCCCCGCUUCGCCGUCUACGAUGAGGACAUGUCCCUCGCCAAGAACGCUCUUGCCUACAUCCUCCUCACUGAUGGUAUCCCCACUGUCUACCAGGGCCAGGAGCAGCACUUCAACGGCAACAGCACCCCCUUCAACCGUGAGCCCCUCUGGCAGUCCAAGUACGACACCUCCGCGCCCCUCUACGAGCUCACCUCCACCCUUCUCGGCGCUCGCAACAAGCUCCAGUCCCUCGACAAGUCCUUCGCCACCACCGCCUCCGAGCAGCUCUUCGUCGAGGAGACCCACUUGUGCCUCCGCAAGGGCCCCGACGGUGCCCAGGUCGUCUUCUGCAUCACCAACAAGGGCGAGAAGGGCGACACCUACCAGCUCUCCGUCGGCGGCUUCAACCCCGGCGACCAGGUCGUCGAGAUCACCACCUGCGGCGAGUCCACCGCCGACGGCACCGGAAACGUCACCAUGUACAUGAAGGCCGGCCAGCCCCGCGCCGUCAUCCCCUUCGCCGCCCUCGACGGCACCAAGCUCUGCCCCAACGGCACCACCGAGGCUUCCAAGGCCGCCGACAACCAGAACAGCGACAGCAGCAGCAGCGCCGCCCCCGCCUCCUUCGGCGCCAGCCUCGGCCUCAUCGCUGCCUCCGUCGCCGCCGCCGUUGCCCUCAUGGCAUAA